GUAGCUUCUAAUAUUAUGUGUUAUUUAACGAACAAUGUGCCUGAAACAAUUAGCUUAAAUGUGUCAGGUUCACUCACUUUUUCUACAACUAGCGCUAACAAGGUCUACAUAAACCCAGAGGUUGACCACGUUACCUCCAUAAAGGAGCGAUUUUCCGCGCUCUCAAUUCAAGCUAAACCUAUUCAGGGCACCUCUGCUGCAAAGUUAACCCCUGAGGAAGAAAUGUUUAUCAACCGUAUGACUGUGGAUGCACUUGUGAAGGCUACUGGCGCAGGAGAGAUGAAGGAAUCUGUUGUCACCUUGAAGGCGACGAUAACAGGCAUAAAUUCUGGCCAGGGCUGGUACUAUAUUGCUUGCAGAUCAUGUGUGAAAAAAGCUGAAUUCGAAAAUGGGGUUUAUGUCUGUCGUUCUUGUGGGACACUAGAAUACCCUCUCGCUCUGUAUCGUGUCAAAGCUGAGGUACAGGAUCGUACUGGUACUACAACUGUGGUCAUGUUCAAUUAUCCUGCCGAAAAUUUGCUAGACACAUCAGCCAAGAAGCUGCUAGGAAAAAUGAAGCCUGGUGAUGACUCAGUUCCCAAAGAGCUGAAUACCCUGUUAGGCAAAGAAUUGGUCUUCAAGCUCAAACUGGACAAGUAUAAUUUGAUUGAGGGUCUCCAGGAUUACAGAGUCUCGACAGUUUUCACCCCAGUGGAGGGAUUAGAGGCUGUGUAUGCACAAAAAGAGGCUAGAAAAGAAACUGCUUGUCAGUCAGGCCCUGCAACUAGUAGCAAUACUGUGCUGACAACCGAGGAUAAAAAGAAAAGGAAGCGAUCCUCCUGUGAAGAAGAUGCAUCCCAGGAACUUGGUGAAGAUGGAAGCCAGGAACUCAAUGAAGGCCAGUAACAAUGUGAUCUUGACAUCUAAGUGCUGAGAACGUACUUACAUUUUCAGAAGUUCUAUCUCUUUCUUGCUUGCAAGCUUGCAACUCUUUUUGACUAGAUUAUGAACAAAUUCUUAGUAAUGAAUUGCAUGCAAGUCUGCUGUCUAGACAUUGAAUGAAUACAAGAACCAGCUCUUUUUAGUUAU
Messenger RNA from Daucus carota subsp. sativus, 1068 nucleotides. RefSeq lists its product as uncharacterized. The transcript is spliced from 4 exons. Lineage: Eukaryota; Viridiplantae; Streptophyta; Magnoliopsida; Apiales; Apiaceae. The record is from RefSeq and is a predicted model, not a curated record. The coding region runs from base 16 to 885 and encodes 289 amino acids.